GAUGUGCUUUAAACUCGGAGCGAGGCGAAGCUUCUCGUUUCCGCGGCGGCGAAUCGAAAGACUCCAAAAAAGAUUUUAAUUUUAUUUUCUCGUCUCUUUUUCGCUCUCCUCCGAUUCUCUCUCUCUCUCUCUCUCUCUCUCUCUCUCUACCUACGUUACUACUCCGGAGGAGUCGGAUUCGGCCUCGUUCGCCUGCGAAUCGCUCGAUCACACCUCCAUCGAAGAGAAUGUAGAGAAAAAUUAUUGUUGCUGACAAUCACAAGAUGAUGGAGGGCUGUGAUUGUAUCGAGCCACAAUGGCCUCCAGAUGAGCUUCUAAUCAAAUACCAGUACAUAUCAGACUUCUUCAUAGCCCUCGCAUACUUCUCUAUUCCUCUAGAGCUCAUUUAUUUUGUAAAGAAGUCGUCCUUCUUCCCAUAUAGAUGGGUCCUUAUUCAGUUCGGAGCAUUUAUAGUUCUUUGUGGAGCAACCCAUAUGAUAAACUUGUGGACUUUCAACAUGCACUCGAAAACCCUGGCCAUAGUUAUGACCAUAGCGAAGAUCUCAACUGCUGUCGUGUCUUGUGCAACAGCUUUGAUGCUUGUUCACAUAAUUCCCGACUUAUUAAGUGUAAAAACAAGAGAACUGUUUCUGAAAAAUAAGGCUGAAGAGCUUGACAGGGAAAUGGGCCUUAUAAGGACUCAAGAAGAAACUGGAAGGCACGUAAGAAUGCUUACUCAUGAAAUCAGAAGCACAUUAGAUAGACAUACAAUUUUGAAGACUACCCUCGUGGAAUUAGGAAGGACGUUGGGUUUAGAGGAAUGUGCAUUAUGGAUGCCAUCGAGAAGUGGUUCGAGUCUUCAACUUUCUCAUACACUAAGGCACCAAAUACCUAUGGGGUUAACCGUGCCUAUCAAUCUCUCUGUUGUGAACCAGGUCUUUAGUAGUAAUCGUGCAAUAAUAAUACCAUAUACAUCUCCAUUGGCAAGGUUCCGACCCCAUUCGAGCAGAUAUGUCCCGCCCGAGGUAGUUGCAGUACGUGUCCCGCUUCUUCACCUUUCAAAUUUUCAGAUAAAUGAUUGGCCAGAGCUUUCGGCAAAGAGCUAUGCGGUUAUGGUUUUGAUGCUUCCAUCUGAUAGCGCGAGAACAUGGCAUCCACAUGAGUUGGAGCUUAUUGAGGUGGUUGCUGAUCAGGUUGCAGUCGCGCUUUCCCAUGCGGCCAUCCUGGAAGAGUCCAUGCGGGCCCGCAAUUUGUUAAUGGACCAAAACAUUGCCCUUGAUUCAGCUCGAAGGGAAGCCGAAAUGGCUAUUCGUGCUCGGAAUGAUUUUCUAGCUGUCAUGAAUCAUGAAAUGCGGACCCCAAUGCAUGCAAUUAUAGCACUAUCCUCCCUUCUUCUGGAAACUGAACUAACUCCUGAACAGCGCCUAAUGGUGGAAACUGUCUUAAAAAGCAGCAACCUCUUAGCUGCACUCAUCAACGAUGUUUUAGAUCUUUCUAAGCUUGAAGAUGGAAGUUUUGAGUUAGAGAUUGGAGCUUUCAAUCUCCAUGCCGUGUUUAGAGAGGUCAUUAAUUUCAUAAAGCCAAUUGCAGCUGUGAAGAAACUAUCAGUAUCACUGAUGUUGACACCAGACUUGCCACUGUGUGCCAUUGGUGAUGAAAAGCGGCUCAUGCAAGCUAUUUUAAAUAUUUCUGGUAAUGCUGUUAAGUUUACAAAGGAAGGCCACAUUUCAAUUAUAGCGUCUGUUGCAAAGCCAGAAUAUUUAAGAGAGUUCAGAUCUCCAGAGUUCUAUCCAGUUGCAAGUGACAAACACUUCUAUUUGAAAGUUCAGGUUAAGGAUACUGGCUGUGGAAUAAAUCCCCAGGAUAUACCCCAUAUCUUUACUAAAUUUGCACACUCCCAACAUGGAGGGAACCGAGGCUGCAGCGGCAGUGGUCUCGGGCUUGCCAUUUGUAAGAGAUUCAUAAAUCUUAUGGAAGGUCACAUUUGGCUCGAAAGCGAGGGCAUGGGAAAGGGGUGUACAGCCACAUUCUUUGUGAAGCUUCAGACAUGCGAGGGCCCAAAUGGGCAUCAGCAGCAAAUCAUGCCUACAGCUUGGCCGAAUAGUGCCGACGAAGAGCUUUCCAGUCCGAAAGCCCUGUCUAAUGAGAAGCAGCUUGUUUAUUCAAAGCCCCGGUAUCAGAGGAGUAUAUAAGUGACACAGAAUAACUAAGCUUUUCCAGCAUCCAGAAGCAACCGCGAGAGAAACUAUUGGUUUCAAAGUGCUAAUGGCUUGUACUUGUGGCUUUGUAUGCUACAUUUUGUUGUACAAAUGUUGUAAAUGAAGUUGCGCAGGCCGUGUGUACUGCUGCAGUAUUCUGCUAAUAUGAAGCUCAAUAUGACUGUUUGGUUGCUUCAUUAAUCGCUGCAGACGCAUUAUGGUUUUAUCUAUUCAACUUCUUUUUGGAAAGUAAUGGCAUCAGGUUUUAUUGGUCCUUUCGUAAAA
Ananas comosus (pineapple) is the source of this 2462-nucleotide messenger RNA. RefSeq names its product probable ethylene response sensor 1. The transcript has 6 exons. Bases 264 to 2171 code for a protein of 635 amino acids. Gene Ontology annotation, cellular component: endoplasmic reticulum. Gene Ontology annotation, molecular function: phosphorelay sensor kinase activity; protein binding; ethylene receptor activity. Gene Ontology annotation, biological process: signal transduction; phosphorylation. NCBI's taxonomy places the organism in Eukaryota, Viridiplantae, Streptophyta, Magnoliopsida, Poales, Bromeliaceae. The record is from RefSeq and is a predicted model, not a curated record.